AGAACAAGAGUUCCAAAUCUUCAUUUUAUCAUGUUUGUAGAAAAACGUAAGUAUCACGUUCUUUGGUAUUCCUAGGUCCACCUCGUCAUCAAUUUUGUUGAAUACUGACAUUGCCAGGAUCUUUUUGUUCAUAGCACCAGUUUGUUUUAACAGACUCCUCAUAGUUGAACAUUUAGAAGUGUUUAACCCUAAGAUAAGGAUAAUCAUCUGCUUUUAUUAAAGCAUAUAACCUAAGCCUUCCAUAACAAAUAACAUAAGCAAAAAUGGAGGAUGAGUCGCAACGUCGUAUGAGAGAGGCCUACCUCUCGGCUAAGAAGACAGGCCAAGCAGGAGCCAACACUGGUGGAGCCCACGAGUGGUCGUCAGAACAGCAGAACAAGAGAGGAGAAAACUGGGGUGGAGGUAGAAAAGGAAAUCAAAACAGAAACAAGCAAUGGGGUGGAGGACAUGGAGGAGGUAUUACAAGUAUGAUUUUUAACUACUCCAUACUAUUAUUAAUUUGAUCAACACCAAGUAGACGAAAAAGUAGAUGUCAAAGAACCUUGUCAUCUACUUCAUCACGACCUUCACGACCUUAAAAUCUUCCUCACAACCUUUUCCCAGUUCUUUCAAAAAAAUUCUCCAUCACAACGAAACCAGCAAAAUCUGAUCACAAAACCCCAAAGGUCAGCGCGAGGAGGCGUUCGGCGGACCAGAGGAGAUAAAUAUGACAGUUCGUAACUUCCUAGAGGAUUUCACGACUCAGGUCACCGACAAGCGUGUUGACGAGCUCGAAGAGAUGUUUGUGAAGGAAUAUUCCAAGAUUUCCGAUCAAAUCUACAAGCAAAAACUUGGUAAGAAGAUAAAUAUCUUCUAGAAGAUGAAGAAGAAGAAGAAGAAGAAGGACUUCUGUGUAUGUUGAUGAAAUAACCACAAACUCACUCUACAUCAACAGCGGAUUAAAGUAAUAACAAGUCAUGAGUACGAUGUCAAGAAGAAAAUCUUCAACCUGCUACCUCCAUAUAGUAUCAAUUCUCCCACACACCCUCCAUCUACUCCUACAACAAUAGGUAAGAGCCAAAGAUGGCCAUCAGAGGAAGAGGCACGAGUCUACUUGGGUCAAAACCGCAAUGUCCUAAUGCUCUACCGAGAGCUCUACUACCGACAUUUGUUCUCGAAGUACCAAUACAACUACUCUUUUAUUUGCGCUCACUUCUAGACCUUGUUCAUCUAUGAAAAUACACAAGUAGAGCAUCAAAAACUUUUCAUCGUCGACGUUCCUCAUUUUAUUUUCUUCUUCAGCAGAGCUACGUAUCAAAAACUUUUUAUCGUCCUCGACGUGGUUCCUCAUUUUUUCCAAAAUUCUCUCAGGUUGGACAAAGCCGUCACUGGUCCGGAGCGAGUUGAGGCUUGGGAGAACUACCAGGCUAUUUUCGACAAGCUCGGCAAGGAUCUGGAAGGAGAUGCCAAUUCCUUGCUCAAAGGCAUGCCGAUCUCCUGGUUGUGGGAUUUGUUGGACGAAUUCGUGUACCACUACGUCACUUACUGCCAGUUCAAGGCCAAGGCUGCUCAAAAACGAGCAAAGGCCGUUGCCGCAGCAACGCAGCAAGGCCAGCCACCGCAAGUCGACCAAGAUUUCGCUUUGGUCGUUGAGAAUCCAGCUGUCUUCGACAACGCAGAAGUUUUUUACACCCUCAAACGAUUGAUCUCUUCGACGAAUAUCGAUGUGGUGUUGCGCAGUCGCAAGGGAGAGCAAGACGCGCCACCAGGCACGAUGCCGACCGAACAAGCCAUGUACCUUGGCUACUUCGCGAAGAUUCAGCAACUGCGCUACCACAUUGUCUUGGGCGAAUACGACGUUGCCCUGAAGUGCGCCCAGCAGUUGGACUUCGGCUGUGAAAACGCCAUGUACUACCGAUGCCCGGCAGCACAUGUGAACCUGUGCUACUACGUUUCCUUCGCAUUCUUCAUGAGCGGAAGAUACAGCGACGCAGUGAACAUCAUAUCAAAGGUACAAUCCAUUUACCAUUUUUUGAUGCAUUUCAUCUAGAAAUGGACAAAAUGCUAGCCGGUAGAGAUGAACAUGAAUAAAACUAAAAGUUUCAAGAAAGUAAAGUAGAAAAACGAUAGACGUACUCUUGCAAGUAGAUGAAAUCAAAACCACACUCCCAUGAAGAUGAUUUUCAUCAAUACAAUCUCAAUCUCAAACCACCAAAAGCAAAAUAAAUCUCACAACAUCCGCGCGAAUCAACAACAGAACCUCCACUUCGUGAUGAAGUUGGGCCGAUUCCCACCACUAGCGGAGAUGUACCAGCUACAGGGAAAAGUCCAGGACAAGAUGAUGAGACUUCUUCUUCUCUGUGAAGUCUUUGCACCAGAUAACUUCUAUGCCGUUCCAGAAGAAAUCGUCGCCCAACAUUGCAACGACAAAUACGCCGAUGACGUCAAAGUCUUCAAGACUUGGGGAGCAAAGGACUCACUGGUACAACUACUAUACAUAAACUUCUCACAAUGUGUUUUUAGGAGAAGAAGGAGCAGGACUAAAGUAGUAUAUAUGGCUGUAAAAUUUCCUCCAUCUGUAAAAUUUCCACCCACCUCUGGAACAGGACGGCGACAUGGCAGGGAAACCAUAUGCAUCGAAGUUGAGUGAGUGGUUUAGCAUCGUGUCACCUCGAUUUGUCACGCCUCUCGAUGAAUCGGCAAUCCAGCAAGGAAACGUCAACCCCCUGGAAGGUAAAAAUUCAAUUUUUCAAACACCUUGUUCGUGAUCACCAGUAUGUUGCUAGGAUCUGGUAGGAAAAAAUUAAACUCUUUAUUUUCUCCAAUAGAUACAACAUCAUCUCCAAUACAACAAUACAACAUCUUCUCCAAGGUCACAACCGUCAAUGGGAGCGCUUCUGGCAGAUGAUGGAGGAGCAGAAGUACGUCCCCAUGGUCGGCAAUGUCGUCCGCAUGUACACCCAGAUCUCUAUUCAGAAAUUGAUGACCCUGUGCAACUUUCAAUCCGAGCAGCAGUGUCGUGAUGUGUUGUCCGUAGUGGCCAGAAAGGGCAGUCAGUUCGUGAUAGAAACGGAUCAGAGUGGGCAGCCGAGUUUGCUCCUCCCAGGAGCACCCCAGCGAUGCACGGAUGUCGAUUUCACGGUGUCGGAAAGCGGAGAAGUGUCAGUCAAGAUCCUGAAGCCGAAGAAGGACAUCGCGGCAAUGUACAUCAAGGAGAUCCACAGACUGGAGACAAUCGCGGCAGACAUCGAAAAGAACGAAAAACUCGCUUACCAAGCACGAGCGGGAGCAUAAGAUCAACGAGCAUCUAUCAGAAGUAGGAGCAUCUUCUAUUAGUAUCUCUUAGUAGUCGCGGAGGAGCCAGUAGUCGCAGAUCACCUUUUUCUUGACGAGGAGACGCACCAAGAACAAGAUUUUCUUAUCCUUCUACGCUUCGACAACAUUAACUUUCAAUACGAGUACAACUAGUGUCAUCUACUUACUAAACUCAUACAUCUAAAUCAUGCAAACCCAAUUUUACUCUUACUAAACAUCGAAGAUUACGCUGUCGAGGUUGAUUAUAAUCAAAACAAGAUCUCGUAGUCUCGGCCACGGGAUAUUCAGAUUUCUAAGGUAUAAAGGAACUAGAACAUUGAUCAUGCAUGUGCAUCAAAAACUGAAGAAGUCAUAAUCAAUGUAGCAUAAAGAACCAUCAUGACAUCAUGCUCCAUCACAAAUGAGAUGCUAAAAUCAAUGACUACUUCUGUAUUUAUAACCGACGUCGUAGUUGAAGUUGACCAGCACCAACUAAAACUACGCGAAAAAAAAUGCUAGAAGAAUCGAAAUCCUUCCAGUAUAACACUAUGUCUCACCGAUUCAUGAAAAUGAACUCAACUACACGACAAGAACAUCUAUUGAUUGUAUUUGGACAUCCUUCAAGAAGUGCAGUUUCCUUAUCGCAGAUACAAGCCCGCUGCUGUUGCAGAAGCAAAGCGUAAGCGAUUGUUUGCUUCGAGUUUUUUCUAGUGAGAUCGUGCUGUACUUCUUGUACAACUAGAGAAAUCUGUUGAUUUGUGAGCAAGAAAGCUGCAAACCUGUCCGUUUGUAUGGUCCCACAUCCUUCUGUAGUGUCUUGUUUUUAUUCUUUCUGGAC
Molecule: messenger RNA, 4111 nt
Organism: Amoebophrya sp. A25
Lineage: Eukaryota; Dinophyceae; Syndiniales; Amoebophryaceae
Source: the annotation of a GenBank genome assembly